Scleropages formosus (Asian bonytongue) is the source of this 3543-nucleotide messenger RNA. RefSeq names its product IKAROS family zinc finger 5 (gene ikzf5). Gene Ontology annotation, cellular component: nucleus. The record is from RefSeq and is a predicted model, not a curated record. The coding region runs from base 764 to 2137 and encodes 457 amino acids. Gene Ontology annotation, biological process: positive regulation of transcription by RNA polymerase II. Lineage: Eukaryota; Metazoa; Chordata; Actinopteri; Osteoglossiformes; Osteoglossidae. The transcript has 4 exons.
CGCAACACACACACAGCCGGUAAAACAGUUAAUAACGGUCCGCCUGAGGCUGAGGCGGUAACGAAGCGGGUUCGUGCCCAAGGGGCGGCCCCUCGUGCCCUGUGUGGCUGUCGCGCGCGCGCUCGCGCUACGCUUUGCAAAUUCAAAUUGCACAGAAGAAACUAACUUAAGCCGCUUCCUUCGGCGGAAAAGGUGCCGUUGUCGCGCAGACAGUCAUUCAGCUGUUACUUGUUCCGUGAGAAAGUUGCUGUGUGUGUCAGACUGAGGACAUGGUGGUGACAGUGAGCGCUGCAGCUGCUGGCGAACGCAUCGCAUGUCAUGACAUAUGUGCUCCUUCACGGAACACUGCUGGUGUAUCGACGUAUGUGGGCAAAGUAAGGGGAGAAGUAAGUACGUGAAGGUGUGACGUUUUGUCCUCUCGUGCCGUGCCAACUUUUUUUUUUUUAUUAUUUUUUUUUUAUUAAGCAGAGAGAUACUUUACGGAAAUGGUCCAUAAAGGUCACAGACGUCCGCUGUGUUUGUACACUGUUUUGUACCUCAGAGCCGCUCAGCAUUUGUGACUCGUUCCUGAUACUAUUGCAAGCGCGCGCACACACUGGGCCAACUGAUGACGCGUGCGUGCGUCCGUGCGAAUGAAUGUAUGUGCCAGCGGGUAGUGGUCCACCCAUGAUCACCCUCGUGGAAUCCCAACUCCUGCCGCGUUACCCUUGAUCAAGGUGAAAACGGCUAGGAGAUUCGAAACUCAUAGUGCUACAAUUUUAAGAUGGGAGAGAAGAAGCCAGAGCCAUUGGAUUUUGUGAAGGACUUCCAGGAGUACCUCACCCAGCAAACACAGCACGUGAACAUGAUCUCGGGCUCUGUGGGCGGAGAGAAGGAACCAGAAGUUCUUCAAGGAGGUCUGCAGGCAAACCCAGUUGGAAUACAGUCAGAGGAUGGAGAUGGAGAUGAUAGUGCCAGUAUAGAGUACAGACAUGUGUUCUGUUUACCGGCAGCCGGUACAGAGAACGACCAGAACGGCCUGGACCACCCCUCCGUGGAGGUGUCCUUGGAGGACAGCUCUGGCAUGCUGGUGGACGGCUUCGAGAGGACGUACGAUGGCAAGCUCAAAUGCCGCUACUGCAACUACGCCAGCAAAGGCACAGCACGCCUCAUCGAACACAUCCGAAUCCAUACAGGAGAAAAGCCCCAUCGGUGCCACCUGUGCCCCUUUGCCUCAGCAUAUGAGCGCCACCUGGAGGCUCACAUGCGCUCACACACAGGCGAGAAGCCAUACAAGUGUGAGCUCUGCUCCUUCCGCUGCAGCGACCGCAGCAACCUGUCACACCACCGCCGGCGACGCCACAAGCUGCUGCCCAUGAAAGGUGCUCGGCCUGGUCUCUCCAACAAGAAAAUGCUCAGUGUCCUGCAGAAGAAGUCCGGCGCCCUAGGCUACAGCCGCCGGCUCCUCAUCAACUUCAGCCCACCCUCCAUGGUGGUGCAGAAGCCGGACUACCUGAACGACUUCUCCCACGAGCUGCCCCACCUGCACUCGGAGUCCUAUGACGGCCUGGGCAAGGUGCAUGGUGGCGGACCCCGCGACACCCAUGACAUGAUGGCAGACAAUCCGCUGAACCAGCUCUCCACGCUCGCAGGGCAGCUGGCCAGCCUGCCACCGGAGGCCCAGGCUCCCGUGUCACCCGACGACAUGUCCUGUCGGGACGAGAAGCCCUUCCUCAUCCAGCAGCCCAACGCUGGCGCUGCCCCGGUGGCCGUGCCAGCCGGCACGACUGGCACAUCGGUGUCGGCUGCUGCAGCCCAGGCCUCUUCCCCCACCACACCGGAACCACGGUCAGCACCGCCACAUCGGAACUACAGCCCUGUAGCGGGACCCAGCAGCGAGCACAGUGCCCGCACCAGCACUCCCAGUGUCAGCAACAGCCAACCCAGUACACCGGCGCCCGCCCUGCCAGCGCAGGACCCCCAGCUGCUGCACAGCUGCCAACACUGCGACACCUACUUUGCAGACAACAUUCUCUACACAAUCCACAUGGGUUGUCACGGCUACGAGAACCCCUUCCAGUGCAAUAUCUGUGGCUGCAAGUGCAAGAACAAGUACGAUUUUGCCUGCCACUUUGCCAGGGGGCAGCACAAGCAGUGACCACCCAGCACUCACCCCGAGUGACUGUUAGCUUGCUCACUUAAUUUAUUUUUGUAUGUUUGCAGGAUUCAGAUCAGUGUACAACACCACCCAGGCAGUGAAAACCUAUCUUCAUAUUAUCAUUUUAACCAGCUAUUUUAACAGGUUGUAUGUUGAGAGUGUAUUUUAAUUUAGCAAGUUAUUUAACAGUAUAAGAGUAUAACGUUUAAGAGAUGUGUGUGGAACCCUGUCUGAUCUCUGCAGCUCCACAGGGGGCAGCAAUGUCAAAGAAUGGGGUGACAUCUCUGAACACCUUUGCAGUGACUGUUGUCCUUAACAUUUGACUGUUAUAUUAUGCUGCCAGUAACACUUAGGGGAAAUAGACUGGUGUGUUCCCCGCCUCCAUUAGGUAGACUGAUCGAGUAGCGUGGCACUUAUCACCUGCCCAGGAGUAGCCCUGCUGUAAUGGGCGCAGUUAGCGGUAGGAGUGCAGAGAAUACACACAGCUAAAACUUCUGCCUCAUACCUGUAAAGAAUGGGCAAAACAGUUCAACACAGAUAACCCUUUUAUUUUUCUUUUUAUUAAAUGCUGGAGUAGUGUGUGUUCUUCACACUGAGCCCCUGUCUCACUGCUGCAAAGCAGGUGGAGACCAGAAAGGUAGUUUUGCAAGUGUUGCAGUCAGGGGAGUGAGUGAGUUAGACCACAAACCAGAUGGGUAAGUCUUUUUUCAUUCAAGUUUGGGACUCGAGGGUUGUGUCCUACAUGUAUCUCCACGUCUCAUUAUUAGAGGUGGUGGCUUCCAGUGAAAGCUGUAGCAAAAUCAAGUAGCACCAAUUAUUCCGAAAUUAUCUGCUGCGAUCCCUUCAAUAUAGUCAGUUCUGCUAUUAGUUAAUAGACAUGUCCCUAUAAAACAUUGCAUUAUGCAAAUUUGCAUUAUAGGUUUCAAUAAGAGAAAAGGGGUGAGGUAAAUAAAUGGUAAAUUAUAUCACAAAUAGACAGUUUGGGACACUUGGUUAUUUCAAAGCUCUUCACAGCAUCCAGAUUUGUUCUGGUGUUAGAGCUUUACUUUUACAAUCUCCAUUUGGACAAGUAGAACACUUCACACUUGUCACCUUUGCUCACAUUGUUUUACUGCAUAGGAGUAGAUCAAAAGUAAACACUAAAUGCAAAAAAAGUGUAGCGUGCAUUUCAGUUUAGGAAUGGGAUCAUGUUAUUUCAAAAUCACACUGCAGAAGCUUCACCUUGUAAAAGUGUAUUCCUUUAUUUGUUGCAUCACAUGCAAAUCAUGUAAUAAAAAGAUGUUACUGCAGAACUGACUGUACUUUCAGACUUGGUAGCCUUUCUGGGUAUCCAAGACUGAAAGGUGUGAAAAAUGAGCAUGGUAUCCUUGUUUCAGUUUUGUUAAGAUGUUUUCCUGGUAGGGUUU